AUGGUGGCGCGAUGCCUGGAGGUGACAGUGGGAUCGACGUCAGGGCUCAAGGACAGCAAGUCCACGACCAAGUCCGAUCCCUACGCCGUGCUGCGCCUGGGCUCCGUUCAGCACCGCACGCACACGUCGUGCUCGCAAAUCUCACGGCCCGUCUGGAACCAUCGCUUCAGCUUCCUCCUUCCGGACGACGGCCAAGGGCCCAUGGUAACUCUCCUCUCCUCCCUCGUCCCCCGCCACUCCUCUUCUCUCCUCGUCUCUCCUGUCUUCUCCUCGUCUCUCCUGUCUUCUCCUCGUCUCUCCUGUCUUCUCCUCGUCUCUCCUGUCUUCUCCUCGUCUCUCCUGUCUUCUCCUCCCCUUAACCUCCCACCCGCUCCCUCUCCCCACUCUUCUAUUGUCCUUCCCAACGCCUCUGGUUCCCCGUCGCGUCCAGUUUUCCACUCUCCCUCCCUCAUCCAAUCCGCUUCUCUUUCUCUCACACAUCUAUGCUCUCCCCUUCUCCAUUUUCCAUUCCCACCUGCGCCAUUCCCCCCACACCACCCCACGCCAUCCCUCCCCCACCAUCCCACGCCAUCCCUUCCCCACCACCCCACGCCAUCCUUCCCGCGCCAUUCCCCCGGCGCCAUCCCCCCCCCCCUCCCCCCCUACCCCCCACCCCCCGUGUCCCCCCAGGAUCUGCACGUGCAGUUCUGGGACAAGGCGGACGCGGGCGAUCGCAUACUGGGGUCGUGCAAGCUCAACCUGUCGCCGGUCUUCGCGGACGGGCAUCUGGACGUCAUGCAACCCGUGCACCGCCGCAACGGCAAGUUGCUCGGCCACGUGCGCCUGCACCUCUCGCUCCUCGUCGAGUCCUCCCCGCCCUCCCCGCCCCGCCCGCGGAGUAACUCGGCCUCCCGCUCCGCCGCUGGGGCCGCCGCGGAGCGGGAGGCGUCGGAAGCCGCCACCGUUUCCCCUUCUCCCGCGCGCCUGGGGCCUUCCGCUGCAGCUCUUGCGGGGCAAGGUUCCGCGGGUGGAGGGGGAGCGGGAAGGGGAGGGGGAGGGGGACGGGGAGGCUCUCCCGCAGCGUCGUCUAUCCGCGCGUACUUGCCCGCGGGCUCCGCCGUCUCCCCUCUGCCCUUGCGCCUCAGGAGCCCCGACGCGGACCUCAACGACGGGCGCUUCUCUUCCCCCGCGCAGCCUGUGCGGGAGCAUUCCGCGCUCUCUGGGAUGUCUGGAUCCGCCCUAGGGGGAGGCGGCGGUGGAGGGGGAGCGCUUUCCCGCUCCCCGUGCCCGUCCAGUCUCUCCGCGCCAGCUGCGCCUUUCCCCCUUUCCUCCCUGGCGGCAUCGUCCCACCACCAGGCGCAGCAGCAACCGCGCCCGUCCUCCGCCUCCUCGUCAACUUCCGCCGCGCUUUCCGCAGCAAUAGCCGCCGCAGCUGCCUCCGCCGCGGCCGGAAACCCCCUGGACGCGAAUACGCGGAAGCUCCUUGCGCGGCUACUGGGCUCGCGCCUAGGCUCCGCCGCCGGGGGGCUGUCCGGGGGACUUGCGGGGUUGGUAAGGGGAAGCGGAGCGGGGAAUGGGAUGGUGGAAGGAUGCAGAAGCGCGGAUGCCCUAGCAAGUGCAUUUGAGAGCGGGGCCGGGGGGGGAGUGGCGCAGAGCGGACUGCUGGGUGCGCUUGACCUGCAGAGGCGCUCCAGUGGGGGCGGGGGGAGCGGUGUGGGCGGGGUUGGCGCAGGGGGGGGACACGCGCUUGGGGGAAGUGGGCGUGAUGGCGGAAGCGCAAGCGUUGGCGCGAGUAUCAGCGCGAGCGCGAGCGGAAGCGGGAUCCCGCGGAGGGUGGUGGGCGGGGGAAUAGACGCGGGUGUGCUUGCCGCGCUGCUAAAGGCGGGGGGGGUUUCCGCCCUUUCGGGUAUAGCACAGCGGCAAAGCGUCAGCGGAAGCGCCAGUGGCGCAAGUGCGGGCGGAGGCACUUGGGGGGCACUCGCAGGUGCUGGGGGCGGGGGUGGGGGUGCGAGUGGUGCGGGUGCGGGGCGGGAUGAUUUGAGACGGCAGGGGAGUGAGAGUGGGGUAGCUGGUGGUGGGGUAAGAGACAGGGGGGGGAUUGUGGCAUUGUCCUCGGACGCAUCACUUGGGGGAGAGGUGGGAGGCGGGGGCGGAGGCGGCGGGGGGGGCGGAGGGGGAGGGGGAGGCGGAGGCGGAGGAGGGAGGGGAGGAGGUACUGCAGCUGCUGUUGCCGCUGCGCUUCUUGCAAAGCUGAACAGCCCAGAUGGAGUGGCUACAGCGAAGGAGCUUCUAGCGAGUAAAGACAGGGUAGGGGUGGGGUGUGCAAUGGGCGGAAUGGGGGUUGGAGGCGAUUGGCAGCGUGGGGCGGGUGGUGCAGGGAGCAAGGGUGCUGGUUUGCAGAGACGAGCGAGUCUAGACAGCUGUAGCACUGGCCGCGAUAUGGCCCAUGCCGCUGCUGCCGCUGCCGCUGCUGCUGGGGGUGGUACUGGUGCUGGUGCUGGGGCUGGUGGGCGCCUAGAUGAGGAGGAGGAGGAGGAGAUGGAUGAAGGAGAGGCGGCCGCUGCGGCGGCAGCAGCAGCAGCAGUAGCCGCGGCUUCAGUGCGCGCGUGGCAGAGAGAAGGUGGCGCUUUAGGUGAAGCAGCAGCAGGAGCAGGAGCAGGCAGCAAGGGGGAAUGUGGAGAAGGUGGGGUGGGAAGCGAGGUAGGAGCAGGCGUAGCAGAGAUGGCAAUGGGUCUGUUUGGGCCAAGGAACGGCGAGAUGAGUGGUGAUCUAGGUGGCGAGCAGAGGGGUGUGGGAGAAGAGGAGGCGGAGGAGGAGGAGGAUGAAGAGGACGAGGAGGAGAAGAUUCUGAAGCUUGUGGUGGUUGGAGGGGAUGAGGACGAGGCGGAUGAGAGCAUGCGAGACGAGCAACCGCAACAGGGCCAGCAGCAACCGAAACACAGACAGCAGCAACAGCCGCAGCAGCAGCAGCAGUCGCAGCAGCAGCAGCAGCGGGUAGGUGAGCCAAGCUCGAGUGCCGCAGAGUGCAGAGAAGCAGCAAAGGAGGGUGAUGAAGAGGCACGUGUGGCAGCAGGGGGUUCGCCCAUGGAUGUGCAAGGGCGGGGCUGUGAGGGGAAUGAUGCUUCUACUGCUGCUGCUGGUGCUGCUGCUGCAGCAGCAGGAGAAUACAACACAACUCUAAGAGGUGGGGGCGGAGGAGGAGGGCAAGGAGGAGUGGGACGAGGCAGCUCACAGCAGCAGCAGCAGCAGCAGCAGCAGCAGCAGCAGCAGCAGCAGCAGCAGCGGCAGGCAGCAGAUGCGUUCAAGCCCCCACGGCCCGGCACGAGCUCGCUGCUCUCGCGCUUCCCCCGCCCGCCGCCUCUGGACAUGAAGGCAGUGGGGUUUGACUCGGAGCCCUCGCUCUUCUCGCCCUCCAUUCUCGCAGGCCCUGACGACCAUGGGAGCCUGCCUGGCGGCCUCACUGGUUUUGGCUCCAUAGGCAUGGAUGCGGGAGGGAUUGGGAACAGCAGCGGCGCUGCGUGUGGGAACGGCGGGAGCAGCGGUGGUGGUUGUGGGUCCGGCAUGGGUUCUUUUGGUGGAGGAGGGGCGCUGGUGGGGGGGAAAGCAGGAGGGGCAGGAGGAGUUGCUGGGAGCAGCAGCACAGGCAACUGCGGCGGCGGCGGUGGUGGUGGUGGCAGCAGUGGUGGCAGCGGUGGUGGCAGCGGCGCAGUAUUCAUUAUGCCGUCGCCCCUAAUGUCACCCACGCUGCUGUUCUCCCCACUCUUCCCAACGUCUGGUGCCGACACCAUUUUCUCCCCUGCCACACCAUUCUUUCACUCCUCCUUCGCCCCCACGCCUUCUGCCCGCCGUCACACUCGCAGCCUGGGUGCCAUUCCUGAGGGGCUGGCGGAGGGUGGGGGUGUGGGGAGGGGGGAAAGGGAGAAAAGAGGAAAUGGUGAUGGUGGUGGGGAUGGUGGUGAUGAUGGUGGUGAUGCCGAUGGUGCUGCGCUUUCGCCGAUUGUUCGCGGAAGCAGGGAGGGUGAGGAGGUAGAUUUUGUUCAGGAGCACGACAGGGAGGGGCACGAUGGGGAGGAACACGAUGGGGAGGGGAUGGUAGGGAAUAUCCGCAGUGGGGGGUGUGGUGAUGAAGGGCAGAGCAGUGGGGGUGAUGCAAGGAACAUUGCAGGUGCGAGAGAAGCAGAUGGGUGUGGUGACAGGUGGCCACAGGGGGAUGCAGCAGCAGCAUCAGCAGCAGCAGCAGCAGCAGCAGGAGAAGAAGGAGGGACGAGUGGAGGAAAUGGAGGAAGUGGUGAUGCGAGGGAGUCUGCUGGUAACGGCUGCAUGGUGGCAGGAGAAGCAGGAGAGGCAGAGGGUGGAGCAAGCGACAGGCAUAACGGUGGCAUUGCCAUGUCAGGGAAGUGCUGCUGGGUGCCAGUCACAGUCAAUGCUAUGCCAUCACCCAAGCUCCCCUCAAGAGUCAGUCCUCUUUCACGCAUCCCUCCUCCACUCCUCCACGCGGCCUUUGAGUUGCUGUCGUCCAUCGAAGCACACAUGCUGUGA
Messenger RNA from Closterium sp. Naga37s-1, 4518 nucleotides. The record is from the annotation of a GenBank genome assembly. NCBI's taxonomy places the organism in Eukaryota, Viridiplantae, Streptophyta, Zygnematophyceae, Desmidiales, Closteriaceae.